Molecule: messenger RNA, 573 nt
Organism: Laccaria bicolor S238N-H82
Lineage: Eukaryota; Fungi; Basidiomycota; Agaricomycetes; Agaricales; Hydnangiaceae
Exons: 2
Biological process (GO): cristae formation
Cellular component (GO): MICOS complex; mitochondrial crista junction
Source: RefSeq, a predicted model, not a curated record
UCCAUAUACGCCAACCCAACCUCCGACAUUCUUUUGGUGGCAGAGCCAUCACCGCUAGAGCAACAAAUUGGUGUUGCGCGUAGACAAAUUAUCAAGACAUACUCGGACGCCCAUACCCAUGUUCAAGGUUGGGUUUCAAGAUGGAUUGGCGUAGAGCAUGCGGUAGAGAACCGAGUGAAGUCGAUCAUCUCACCCAAAGAAUCGCUGACGCCUGGCCUACUCUAUGUCGGCAUUGCCACCCUCAGUGGCUCCAUCAUCGCGCGUAACCGCAUACUGGCUACGCGGCUCCUGCUUCCCCCUACCUUCCUCAUUAUCUCCGCCAACCACUUCCUCCCCAAAACAACUGCAAAUCUCUCCGCUUAUUUGGGCUCGCUAGAAGAGACAUACUUUCCUACAUUGGCACAGAAGCAUGACAUUGCGAACGCUCACUCUCAUAUGGCCUGGGAGCGGAUAAAAGAGGCUACUUUGAAUGGCAGGGAUCAGUUGAGUCGUGGGGCGGUAGUGACUGUCGAAAAGAUACAGGAGGUCACGGGCCUGAAGCUCCGGGAGACUUUAGGACUGGAAGCAAAGGCC